This is a messenger RNA of Limanda limanda (common dab), 3604 nucleotides long. RefSeq names its product G protein-coupled receptor 4 (gene gpr4). Gene Ontology annotation, biological process: G protein-coupled receptor signaling pathway. The record is from RefSeq and is a predicted model, not a curated record. Lineage: Eukaryota; Metazoa; Chordata; Actinopteri; Pleuronectiformes; Pleuronectidae. Gene Ontology annotation, cellular component: membrane. Gene Ontology annotation, molecular function: G protein-coupled receptor activity. The transcript has 3 exons. The coding region runs from base 267 to 1382 and encodes 371 amino acids.
UUCUCCAUCACACUGGGGGAAGCGUCCGGGUCAAGAGGGACGGUCCUCUCAGAAGACAUGAGAUGUCCCGGAGGUGACAGCUCUGUCUCCUCCUGUCUCUCCAUCGCGGUCGGCGAGCAGGACGCCAGAGACGGCAUGUCACUGUCCAACUGCUGGAGCUGGAAUAGAGCGAGACUGCAGAGAGACGCUCAGAGCUGAGAGCACGCCACACACACCUGCACACACACAAACACACACACCACACACACACUGUUCCACGCAGGACAAUGUGCAACAUCUCGUUCUGUGAGGUGGACAGUAAGGUGGACCAGUUCUUCCAGCCAACGCUCUACAUCAUAGUCAUCGUCCUGGGGCUGCCCACUAACUGCAUGGCUCUGUGGGCGGCCUACAUGCAGGUGCGCCAGCGUAACGAGCUGGGCAUCUACCUGAUCAACCUGUCGGUGGCCGACCUCCUGUACAUCACCACGCUGCCUCUGUGGAUCGACUACUUCCUGCAGCACGACGACUGGAUCCACGGCCAGGAGAGCUGCAAGCUGUUCGGCUUCAUCUUCUACACCAACAUCUACGUCAGCAUCGCCUUCCUCUGCUGCAUCUCGCUGGACCGGUACCUGGCCGUGGCGUACCCCAUGCGCUUCGCCAAGGUCCGACGAAUCAAAACAGCCAUCCUGGUCAGCGCCAUGGUCUGGAUCAUCGAGAUCGUGGCCAACUCGGCUCCUCUCUUCCACGACGAGCUCUUCCAGGACCGCUUCAACCACACCUUCUGCUUUGAGAAGUAUCCCAUGCAGGACUGGGUGGCCGGGAUGAACCUGUACAGGACGUUCCUGGGCUUCCUGGCGCCCUGGACGGCCAUGCUGGUGGCCUACAGAGGGAUCCUCGCUGCCGUGCGCUGCAACGUCUCAACCGAACGCGAGGAGAAGGCCAAGAUCCAGCGCUUGGCUCUGAGUUUGAUCCUGAUCGUGUUGCUCUGCUUCGGACCGUACCACAUCCUCCUGCUGGUGCGGAGCGUCAUGUUCCUGAACGAGCCGUGUGACUGUAGCUCGGAGGAGAGCCUGUUCGCAGCGUACCACGUGUCGCUAGCACUGACCAGCUUGAACUGUGUCGCGGACCCCAUUUUGUACUGUUUCGUCAAUGAGGGCGCACGGCACGACGUGGGCCGAGCCCUGUCAGCGAUGAUCUCUGUGGCCUGCCACAGGGGCUCCUGCUCCUCGCCAUCGCACGGCGACAUGCUGAACGCCGGCUCGGUCACGAUGGAAACGCCACUAGCGGCGAAGAAGCAGCCUUGCGUGUACGCUGACGGGGGCAAGACGAGCAGCUACAAGACAGAGCUGGUGGCUCUGAAGGAGGAGUGUCUACAGAUGACCAUCCUCAGUGUCAGGAAGUGACUCGUACCCGCAGCAGGAAGUAGCGGGUUCAAACUGCGCAGGUCAGUGGGAGGAGGAACAUCCCAUCACGUCUGGUUUCUUCUGGUCUGACAGGUUGGAGUCAGACACACUCGGGGCUGAAGAUCCUCAGAGUCAACGUUUCCACUCAGUGGCGCUGAUGAAGUAAACAGGACGCACAGUCUGGAGCCGGGGAAGCAGCCCCGGCAAAAUGCUUGUGCCAAUAAUGAGGGGAGUUCAUGUGCAGAGCCUCAGUGGGAUAAGUGCUGGAUAAUGAAUACACACCAGAAAACUCGAGAAAAACGAUAAAAAACUGCUUUGUAAUUGUUAAAUCUUUAUGAUAGAGGAGAAAGAAUGUGAAGUUUGGCCUGAAGGUGGCGCCUGAAGACCUGAAGGUUUAUCUCUGAGUGACAGCUCGUCAGGGUCGGUUCUGUGUCGCUGCUUUGGUUUCACACCUCGUUCACACUAAUCCGAAUGUUUACCAAAUCGAAACCUGCUCCUCUGCGUUCGAGCUUCACGUCCACGCAAAACUUCCAGAUCUUUACAAACGUGCCGAUUUCCCAAAAAACUCUGGUUUCUGUGUUUCCGUGUGUCUCAGAAAUGAUGACAUCACAGUUUACUUCACGCACGCUACCACUGUUCACAAGCCAGAGGCCACGACGACAGCGGCGCCAUAUUUAGCAUCACUGCACCACAUUUCAUUCACAUGCGCAUGCCUGCAAUGUUCUUCACUGGUAUUUGACUGAUUGUUGAAGUAGACUUUAUCGCCACCUACUGGCCCGGCAUGCAUGUUGAAGCCGUUUAUGUGUUAGCGUCUCGAUAUAUUUAAUAAAAUGAAAGUCAUGUGGACAGAUACCUUUUUUUCUAAUUUUCUAAAAAAAUAUCCGCAGUAUUGUCGAAAGAGGUGUGAAUUACGUUUCUUGUGCACGGCUGUACUGCCUGCUGAUGUCAUCAUAUCAACAUGCUGUGUCAUCGUAUUAAAAUGCUGUGUCAUCAUAUCAACAUGCUGUGUCAUGGCUGCCCCGCAUUCAGACAUUGGAUUUUGAGAUCAAACACCAGAGUAAUUCCUCGUCUGCUGUUGGCUCAGUAUGAAAAGUCAGGUUCCCACCAAAGUCCUGAGGAUUCAGCCCCAGUGGACCAUGAAUGUCUGAACCCAGUAGAUGUUGAACUGGUUCUGCGUUGGGUCUACAGACCAGUGGACGACCCUGCAGCCAUCAAGCUAAAUAUGAUCACUGUGCCAGGACCCAUUCACGCCCCGGAGGACGUCCUCUGAUAUUUAAGUGGAUUUAUUUAAACAGACGCCCUCUGGAUGGGUGAACAGAGACAGGAGGACACCUUUGGACUCAGACUGUUUGGACGUCCAGCGGGACAAGCUCCGGGUUCGAUGCCUGAAGCCGCCACUUUGGAAGAUACCAGAAGAACAGAGGUGUAAUGAAAGAACAGAUUCCUCUUCCAAUGCUCGUCGGAAAUGUCUUUACUGUUUCGUUGUUGUUUAAAGGAAACAGUGUGAAGUACCUCAGCUCGUAAACUGUGACAGAAUGAAGUUUCUUCUUUAAUGUGAGCCAUGUUGUUUGUUGUUUUUCUUUCUUGUUUUACGACAAAUUAAAACCAAAACCUUUUACGUGAAUUCAGCUCCGUGUCCCGGCUGGUUUUGAACAUUCACCGCAAACGAACCAAACCAUAGUUCACUUUGAUCCAGAUCGGGAACUCCUCCUUUGGUUGGAAUACAUUUGUAUUUUAGUCCAUUCUAAACUAAAAAAAUCUGUAGCUUUGGACCAGAACAAGAUGUAAAAGUGUCCUUAUCCUUCCAUCUUAUUAAAUACUGAUCAGAGGAAUAAAUAUUAAAUAAAGAUGAAACGUUAUAACAUUACAAGAGGCCCUCAUGUGAUCGACAUUACGACAUACUGACUUUCCCUGUGUGCAGUAUUAUUAGUUCCUGGUGAUAGACAAGCCUCCAUGCUGCAGCUCCACCUGCCAACUCUUCCAUCAGAGGGAUGAGAAUGUCUUUAAUGUUGUCUCGGCAUGAAAGCGUUUCUGUGUUCGGUUUUUUUUUGUUUAGUUCUUGGACACUUCCAGCUCGUCAGGUUUUGCCCUAAACGCUGCUCUGUGUGUGUGCCGCUGCUUUCCUUGUGGAAUCUGUGUCUCAGAGAAGAGGCACCAGGCUUCAUCCUGUGCAUCAGUGGAUCGAACGUGUCUGAGAAAUAAAUUAUGCAUCUGAAACUUCA